AUGCUCCCUCGGGAAUCAACCGGUAACCGAGGAGACGAUAUUGCGAAGGAGGCAGUCGCUGUAAAGGACAACAUCCGGCGCUCGAAAUCCGUCGAGAACGACGAUGAGGGUCCAUCCACAUCGAAGGGUCCAUCCACAUCGACGAUUCCGCCAAUCUAUCCGGUGAAAGUAAGAAACCUAUCUCUUUCUUUCGAUUAUAGUAGCGAAGGAAACAGAAACGUCCCGGAAUCGACUGGGGAACGUAAUCUGGCUGAAACCCUCCCAAAUAGGGUUUUCGCUGUGGAUUGCUAUCCGGAGCCAGGGCGGAUGAACAUAUAUGAGAAAGCCAAAUUCAUUGGACGCGUCGCCGCAGCAUUAGCCGGAACACCGGCCCUGAAAACAAUUCUCGAUUCUCAGUUCAAGCACCUGUUCAUGUUGCCUGUUCGUAGAUGUUCUAAUUCCGGGAAACUCAUCCACGCAAUACUGGCGAGGCAGCUGGUAACGAAGAGGAAAUACGAGAUCUGGUCGGUCUUUGGAGGGAAGCCAUUCAGGUUCUCCAUCCGGGAAUUCGAACGUGUAACGGGUUUGGUGUGCUCUAGACUUCCCAAAGGCCACACAUAUCCACCUGCAGUACCAAAGGAACGGUCGAGUACGUGGAAAGAGCUAUUCGGAAGGAAUUGUACACGCGUGACUGUGGAGGGAGCUCUGUCUAAGCUCAAUGGGAAGGAUAUAUCCGACCGUAAGCGGUUGUAUCUGGCUCUGAUCAUUCUCGUUGACGGUGUCAUCCUUGGCAACAAGCCACCGAAUAUCACACCCGCGUACGUGGAUAUGCUGAAGAUGUACAGAACUUUCUACAAUUCCCGUGGGGGCGGUUAUCAUUCCUUAGCACCCUAUCCCGUUUCGGGCCAGCACCGCUAUCACCUUUAA
Molecule: messenger RNA, 906 nt
Organism: Microthlaspi erraticum
Lineage: Eukaryota; Viridiplantae; Streptophyta; Magnoliopsida; Brassicales; Brassicaceae
Source: the annotation of a GenBank genome assembly